AGUAGAAGAACGUGCACUUUUGUUUAUUUUUUAUUGCACGUUUUCAAACAAAUCGAAUAAUUAAUAAAAUUUAUAGAAAAAUGUCUAUAGAUUAUGGCAAUUUAUGUUCGGUGAUAUUAAAACAAUGUUUUGGUGAAACAGUGCAAAUAGUGGGUGAUUGUUUGUUUGGAGCAAAUGCGAGAACGUUGAGUAACCUGGUUAAAACUUCCAAUUUAACGAGAAGAGAAGUUUCCACAGCAUUAGGUAUAUUGAUAAAAUAUCAAUUGAUAACCUUCCAGCCCAGUGAGACUAAUGCAUUUGUGCCGGAAUAUUCUUUGAAACGUGAUGAAAUUUUGUACAUACUAAGAUACUCCAGAUACGUGCAUUUAAUACAAACUAAAUAUGGUUCCGUUGGUGCUGCCAUUGCUGAAGAGCUUUUACAUAGUGGCUCUCAGACCGCCUCUAAUGUCGUUUUGAAAUGUGCCUCAAAUAAUGAGAUCAAUGAAAAAUUCGAAACUAUACGUGAUACCUUUGUUACCAUGAUUAAGGAUAACUAUUUGAUCAAACUGCCUAUGCUGGUGCCGACUGAAGGUGAAGCGGAUCCUGUGCCAAAGUUCAAUAUUGAACCAUAUGAUUUAUUCUUUCCACCCGAUAUUGAUAUACCAACGUUACUGAAAAUACAAUCUGGCGCUUUACCGGCCUCACAAGCUAAAGAUGCGGUGUUUUAUUGGCAAAUAAAUUUUAGCCGUUUUCAUCAAGACUUCCGUGAUGCCAUUAUGGUGGGCGCCAUUGAACGAAAACUUGGAGCCAGUGCAGCUGAAUGUUUCAAAUACAUAUUAAAACAAAUGUACGAAAGAACUGAUCCUUGGCAAAAACAAUAUUCAAAUCCUUUUACUGUUGUUGAAGUCAAACAAUAUGCUGAGAAAAAUUCUAGCAAUUUGGAUUUAGUUCGACAUUUGGAGCAAUAUAUAGCAUCAAUAGCUGACGAUUCUCUUGGUUUCAUCCGGAAAAUUGGAGAAAUGGGUGGUGGUCAAUAUGUGGUGGACAUGUCGGUGGCAUUUGAAAAUUUAGCUUUAUCCUGUGUGGAAAAUGUUAUAACCGAAAGAUUUGGUUCAAAAGCUUCGCGUAUAUUUCGUGUAGUUCGCGUAAAAAAAUAUAUAGAACAGGAAGAUUUACAAAAAGAAGCCAUGAUACCGGCUAAAGAAGCAAAAUUACUAUCGUACAAUCUUUUUCAGGAGCAAUUUUUGCAAAUCAAAACUAUACGCAAAGCAGGCGGUGGUGGAACUGGUCCGGCAAAGGCGUUUUAUUUGUUUUAUUUGAAACACAAACAGAUCACCAAAAUGUUAUUGGAUAUUUGCUAUAAGGCCCUGUAUAAUGACAUAACCCGUUCCAAUUAUGAGAAAAAUGAACAUAAACGUUUAAUCGAGAAAUCUCAAAAAUUAGACAGUAUUGUGGCCACCAUGAAAGAAAGAGGAGAAUCGGAGGAAUAUAUAGCAGAGAUACUUGAAACUUUAACACCACCAGAACGUGAAAUACUUGAUAAAGUAAAGACACGCAUUAAAACUUUAUCGAAAGCUGAAUUAACUUUAGACGAUUCAAUAUUUUUAUUACAAAUGUAUCUCUAUCACUCCUCCCAACAGCCAACUUUAGCAAAUGCUAAAAAAUAACUUAAUAACGCUUAUUUUGUUUAAUUUUCAAUUUUAUUUAUGUAUAAAAAAACGUUUAUAUUAAACAACAAAUUAUUUGGAAAUAAUUUAAACAAAUCUGUUGAAUAUUAGAAAAACAAUUUGUAAUAUUUUGUAUACAUAUUUUUCUUUGACUAUUUACAAUGUUUACAAUACAAUAACUUAUUAAAUGCUUUUUUUAUAUUCAAAGAAGAACUUAAAUAAAAAAAUAACAUAUUUUAUGUAUAUAUAAAAAAAUAAUAAUAA
Messenger RNA from Calliphora vicina (urban bluebottle blowfly), 1910 nucleotides. RefSeq names its product RNA polymerase III subunit C (gene Polr3C). Bases 81 to 1646 code for a protein of 521 amino acids. Gene Ontology annotation, cellular component: RNA polymerase III complex. NCBI's taxonomy places the organism in Eukaryota, Metazoa, Arthropoda, Insecta, Diptera, Calliphoridae. The record is from RefSeq and is a predicted model, not a curated record. Gene Ontology annotation, molecular function: single-stranded DNA binding. Gene Ontology annotation, biological process: DNA-templated transcription. The transcript is spliced from 8 exons.